AUGUCACAUUCAGUAAAAAUUUAUGAUACAUGUAUAGGAUGUACUCAAUGUGUCCGAGCCUGCCCAACGGAUGUAUUAGAAAUGAUACCUUGGGACGGAUGUAAAGCUAAACAAAUAGCUUCUGCCCCAAGAACAGAGGACUGUGUUGGUUGUAAGAGGUGUGAAUCCGCCUGUCCGACAGAUUUCUUAAGUGUUAGAGUUUAUUUAUGGCAUGAAACAACUCGAAGCAUGGGUCUAGCUUAUUGA
Glycine soja is the source of this 246-nucleotide messenger RNA. NCBI's taxonomy places the organism in Eukaryota, Viridiplantae, Streptophyta, Magnoliopsida, Fabales, Fabaceae. The record is from the annotation of a RefSeq genome assembly.